Molecule: messenger RNA, 3126 nt
Organism: Pelagomonas calceolata
Lineage: Eukaryota; Pelagophyceae; Pelagomonadales; Pelagomonadaceae
Source: the annotation of a GenBank genome assembly
GAAAGGGCCUCAGGCUGCUCGUCUCGUCAUUCACGGCCAGUGAGCUUUGCCAAUCGAAACGGCGAAGUUUCGAAAGUCCUGCGCGACGACGAGAGAGCAGCGUUCGCGCGUCAGCCAGUGGCACGCAUGGCCGAGACGAAGGAAGCGACGCGACCGGAGGAGAUCCACCUCGACGUGCGCUCCGCCGAGGCCGCCGCCGCCGGCCGCACCGUCACCGUCGCGUUCAAGAAGCGCCGGCUGGGCCUCGACCUGGCGUUCGACCCCAAGCGGGGCGGCGCCGUGCUCGCCGACGCCGUGCCCGCGAAGGGGUUGGCGAAGGGCAUGCGCCUCGUCGCGAUCGACGGCGAGGCGCUCCGCGUCGAUUCCGACGAGUCGUUCCAGGCCCUGUUUUUCCGGUUGGCGGACGGGCCGCGGCCCGUGCGCAUCGCCUUCGGGGACGCGGCGCCGCCGCCGUCGCUCCCCGCGGCCUACGUCGUCCCGGCCGUCGACCUGGAGGCCGCGGACGUGGCGGCGAAGGACGUGCUGCUGGCGCUGGGCGGCGGCGACGCGUUCGUCCUGCGGGGCGCGCUGUCGCGGGAGCGGCGGCGCAGCGUCGUCGCCGUGCGGCGCGCCGCGGGCCGGUGCGACCGGCUGGGCGCGCCGGGCGACUCGGUCGUGGCCGUCGGCGCCGCGGUCGUCGUGCCGGACGCGGAGGCGCGCGACGUCCGCGGCGCGCUCCGGCGGGCCCUCGCGCGGAGCGGGCCGCAGCGCAACGUGACGCUCGUGCCCGGCUCGCGGGGCGACGUCGUCUACACGGUGAAGCUGCCCGCGCCCCGGGUGGCGGACGAGGCCGACCUCGCCGACGACGACACGCUGCGGCGGCGGUCCCACGGCAAGUCGUCGCGCCGCUCGAGCGUGGAGGACCUGCUCGCGGAGUUCGCGCGCGAGCGCGACGACGCGCCCGCGACCGCCACGGAGGCGUGGGGGCUGACCCUCCGGCGGGACGGCGACGUGCUGCGGGUGGACCGCCUCCGGGCGCGCGGGCUGGCCGCCGCCGCGGCGGUCCGCCCGGGCGACGUGGUCGUGGCGCUCGACGACGACGUCGGGCCGCACCGCGACCUCCUGGCGUUCGCGUCGCGCUGCGAGGCGGCCGCGAACCGCGCGCGCGACCGGAACACGCACGUGGCCCUGACCCUGGCCUCGGACGCGCUCCCGCGCCACCUCCUCCGGCCCCCGUUCCAGCCCGCGCUGCCGCCGCCGCCGCGGCGCGCCUCGUCGCCCCGCCGCCGGACCGUGUCCUCGCGGCCGGACCUGCGCGUCGACGUCGACCUGAGCGCCUCGGAGUCGAAGCGCCUGGGCCAGCUGCGGCGGCUGCUGCGCGCGGGCGUGGGCGCGCUCAACCACGCGUCCGAGGAGAACUCGUUCAAGCGCCCGCGGCCGGUCAUAAUCAGAGAGCACGGCGCGUUCGCGGGCUUCGUCGUGGAGCCCGCGCGGAGCCGGCCCGUCGUCGUGGCCUUCUCCCGGAUCACGAGCGUGGAGAUGCCGUUCGCGCCGCGGCCCCGCGUCGAGGACGCCGUGCUGGCGGCCUCGCUCAGCGCGCGGUUCCGGACCGAGGCCGGCGAGCCGCGGACCCUCGACCUGGCCUUCCAGAGCGCGGCCGUGGCGUACAUGAUCGCCGACGGCCUCGAGCUCGCGCGGCGGCAGGCCGCGCGGCCGCCCUCGCCGCGGGCCUCGGCCCUCGAGGCGCUCCACGACCCGCCCGCGCGGCCGCCGCAGCGGCGCCUCCAGCGCCUGUCGAACUACGCCGCGCCCCUCCUCAUGGACGGCGACGCGCCGCAGCGGACCUGGUGGUCGACGCUGCGGGGCGGCGUGGUCGUGGAGCUCUACUACGCCGACGACACGUACGCCGUCACGACGCCGCUGGGCGACGUGCCGAUCCACAGCACGGCCUUCGGCGAGGGCCAGUACUGCCGCUGCGUCGUCGUGCGCCGCAUGCGCGCCGGGCGGCGGCGGGGCAAGCACUGGUACGUGCUGCGCUACAAGGACGGGCCCUACGACUGCGACCAGCGGCGGACGGGCCGGCGGAGCGAGCUGCCCCGGGGGACGCGGUUCGUGGGCGUCCCGCGCGACUGCUGCGUGCUGACGUACGAGAACCAGCGCCUCUACUGGCCGAUCGUGCUGCUGCUGGUCACGGGCGCGCAGGUCGCGGCCUUCGUCAUCUUCGCGCGGCGCGAGCACGGGUCCCUGGGCGCGGUCAACGCGGGCUCGCCGACGGUCGGGCCGUCGGUGCUGUACAUGCGCGUGACAGGCCCCUUCCCGGCGUGCUUCGACGCGCGCAACCAGCUCUGGCGGCUGUGGACGUACCAGCUCGUGCACGUCGGCUGGUACCACCUCGGCGUGAACUGCGCGAUGCAGCUCUUCUUCGGCGCCUCGGUGGAGAUGGUCCACGGCCACCUCACGCUGCUGUGCGUCUACAUGUUCGGCGUGGCCAUGGGCGCCCUCACCUGCGCCUUCGCGGACGUGCACCGGGCCGUCGUGGGCGCGUCCGGCGGCGUGUACACGCUCAUAGGCCUGCACGCGGCGGACGUGCUGCUGAACUUCCGGAGCAUGGCCGACCGGUCGCGGCGCCUGGUGCGGGCCCUGAUCUGCACCGCGGUGCCGGCGCUGGACAUGCUCGUGUACCUGUUGGUCUACAGCGACGCGGACACGUCGUACGCGUCGCACGGCGGCGGGCUCGUGGCGGGCUUUCUGCUGGGCCUGGUCGUGCUGCGGCCGGUCGACGAGUCGCGCUGCCACUACUACGUCGUGCGGCCGCUCGCGCUGCUGCUGCUGCUGGCGUACGUCGUGUUCGCGCUCUUCUGGCACCAGACGGUCUACCCCCCGGAGUACCUGUACAACGGGCCCUUCUGGCGGCGCGAGAGCUGGGGCGCGCCCGACGACUCCCCGAACUGCUGCUGGCGCCUCUACGGCUGCUCGGCCAUCGCCGCCGAGGACUACCGGCUGUUCAACUGCGACGACGACCGGCGCCUGACCAUCUCCCUCGCGUGGGACGACGCGGCCUUCUCGGAGGAGCUGACGACGUGCGACGCGCUCAAGUCGGCGCUGGACGUGGCGCUGGAGAUCCGGGAGGAGUUCGACGACGUCUAG